Molecule: messenger RNA, 6781 nt
Organism: Xiphophorus maculatus (southern platyfish)
Lineage: Eukaryota; Metazoa; Chordata; Actinopteri; Cyprinodontiformes; Poeciliidae
Product: alpha-(1,3)-fucosyltransferase 9
Exons: 3
Coding region: 1872-2969 (365 amino acids)
Cellular component (GO): membrane
Molecular function (GO): alpha-(1->3)-fucosyltransferase activity
Source: RefSeq, a predicted model, not a curated record
UCAACACAAUCUUCUUCUGCAGACCUGUACUCUUCUGUAAAACACAGCCAGACCAUGCAAUAGAUGAUUUCUCAUUUCUAAGCUGUCUUCUCUAGCAUUUGCACAGUUAAUGGUUAUAAAAAUGCAAGUAAUUUGGUUUACUUCAUUUUACACAAGAAAUCUUUUCAAAACUUAGCCCUAUCUAAACUAGUGUACAGCUAGAUCACAACAUUUCAUUGGAGAUUAAGAUAGGAUUUCAUUGGAGUUAAGUCAAAUUGGCAUCGAAUGUACGUAAGUGUCAUAACAUUUUACAAUGAGGAAAAUAUUUUGAGUGCAUACCAAAAGGGGAACAAAAUGUGUCGACAAUAGAAUAUUUUAUGAACAUCCUAUAAUUUCUGAGAAAUGCACCGAUGGAAAAGGAAAGCACAGUGUUUGUCCCUGGUUGGAAAAACCAGAACAGAAAGCUCAGGUGGUCGACCCAAAAACAAUGAUGUCUCCUUAGCACCGUCAUCAACUCCUGGAUUUUUUAAUCCCUCACAGCAUCAAAUGUUUUAAUCCUACAUUUCUGUAAAUGUUCUUUUUAUUUUGUCCUUUCAUACAGACAUUAGAUCUGUUUGUUGUGGUUGUUGUGCAUCACAAAGCUUUCAACACUCAGCAACCCGAUGGGAGAACCAAACUUGUUACGGUUAUGGAGUGAUGCUGCAAAGCUAGUGACAUACAGUAAAGAUUGCCCCAGGCUUAAACGUGACAGGGUUGGAAUGAGAUUCCCAAUCAUAAUGAAAUGGAUUGAAGAAAGCAGAAAAAAUGCACAUACUAUGAUUAUCAAUGUAAAAUUUUUUGAUAUUUAAAGAUUCAGGAGGUUAUCUGUUGAAGAUUAGUGGUAAUAUUACCCUUGUUUACUUUGUUCAACAAUCUGUUUGAAAUCCUUUUUGCCUUGCAGAGGUAUUUUAAAAGUUUGUCCAUGUUUUAGGUGUUCUUAAUAAAUGUCAAAGAUAUCUUCUCAGAAGGAAAAGUUUUAUUUGAGGAGCAGAAUUCAUUUUAGUUUCAAGUCCAAAGCUAUUCACGGGUGCAAACAUUAGAGUCACUCUUCUGUUUACUCUGUUAAGAUAUUGCUCAUGAAGAUUUUCUGCUGACAGCAAGAUAUAAUGGUCUAAAUGAAGCAGGAGAAGAACAACACCACAAGAAAAAUGCUGUUCUCUCACACCAUCCUUUUUUUAUUUUCUUAUAGCAUUGAUUAGAGAAGCAGUGCUUUCACGAUCUUAAACUCUAACAUGGAAUACCCAGACAUGUGUUUUAGCAUUCAUUGUCAUAAUGGCAAAACCAUCUUCCUGAGUUGCAUAUUCCCAAACUAAACAGGAAGUUUACGCUCUCAACCAAUGAUCACGUUGUAUUUGAGAUGAUUAUUUGGAUCAAGCUAGUUUUCUAGUGUUCAGCAUUUUUUAAAUUUACAACCACAAAGCUGAUUUCAACACUGAAAAUGCUGCAGAAAUUCCCAACAAGUGCUUAUUGAGGUUCUUUAUGUGACAAAAAUUUCUUGUACUUCCUUUGUCAAGGUCAAGGCAUGGGACUGCAUGAAAGGAGAAGAAAGCAUCAGACCAAGUGUCAGGUUCAAAACAACCUAAACCAUCAAUAAUAACAUAAAGAGGAAGGACAAGAGAGUUAGAUUUCUUAUACUCGUGAGGAGAACGGACAGAGACGUACUCAGUUACAAUCUCUACCCACUCUGAAAAAGUAUCCCUAGGAAGACCUGCUGAGUCAAGACCAGUCAAACCUCUUUAGGUCAUCAAGGAUGUGUUUCAUUCUUCUAAAGUUCAAAGAAGCAUCUCUCACUGCGGACCAUCAGUUUUAUUGAAAGAGCACAGAUUCAUAAAGGGCUUUGUGUGGAUCUCAGCAUGCUGCCAACAGGACAGAGCAAGCCAUCUGGAACUUUUCACAAAAUCCUUCGACCGCUUCUGUUCAGUAUUUUUAUUCUCGGAUGUUUUGUGACUGCCUUCUUGAUGUAUUUUAAGCCAUCCACCAGCUGGUUAAAUGGUCCAUUAGAGUCAUCUGAUUCCUCAAAUCAUGUCAAGCAUGUCUUUGCAAAGAGCGACAAAAACAUGACUAUAGUUCUUGUUUGGCUGUGGCCCUUUGGACAAACCUAUGAAAUGAACAUCUGCAGCUCUGACUUCAACAUCGAGGGCUGCUUCAUCACAGCGGAUAAAAACUUCUACAACAAAUCGGACGGGGUCGUCAUCCAUCACAGAGACAUUGCUGGGGACCUGUCCAACUUGCCGACAUCCCAGCGUCCCCCGUUCCAGAAAUGGAUCUGGAUGAACUUGGAGUCGCCGUCGCAUUCAGCCCAGCUUCCUGGGAUUAAUAACUUGUUCAAUCUGACUCUCAAUUACCGUCAGGAUUCUGACAUCCAAGUGCCUUAUGGGUCUAUUGUAGCAGCAGAUACUGUGGAGGACUUUGUACCACCAAGCAAAAGCAAACUGGUCUGCUGGAUCGUCAGCAACUGGAAUCCAGAACAUGUACGAGUGAAAUAUUACAACGAGUUGUACAAACACAUUGAAGUUCAUGCGUAUGGACAUGCAUUUGGGGAGUACGUCGCUGACAAAGAUUACAUCCCUACUAUGGCCAGUUGUAAGUUUUAUUUGUCCUUUGAGAACUCAAUCCACAAGGACUACAUCACUGAAAAACUGUACAUCCCCCUCUCUCUGGGCACAGUGCCAGUGGUUCUUGGCACAACCAGAGAAAACUAUGAGAACUUUGUUCAAGGAGAUGCUUUUAUCCAUGUGGAUGAUUUUAAGUCACCCAAAGAGCUGGCUGACUAUCUGCUUCUUCUGGACAAGAACGAAGAACUGUACCUUGGGUACUUUAAAUGGAGAAGGCACUUUAAAGUAAACAGAGCCCAUUUCUGGGCAGAGCACACAUGUAAGGCCUGUGAUUACCUGAGACAACACAAAGAAUACAGGGCAUUCAAUAACCUUAACAAGUGGUACUGGGGCUGAUGGUGCUUAGAUGGACUAUGCAGCACUCAUCACCUCUAUAAGGUGGGACUCAGCACACAGAAAAAAAACAAUUACUUGGUGAGACAAACAUUAAGUUAAAAAUUUAGAUGUAAUAUUUAAUUCAGGCCGUUUUGAAAUACCAUCUCAUUUGUGAUUGUGAAGAUGUCACCUAUGCAGAGCACUGAAAUCAAAUGUGAAGGUAGUUUAACACUGUUGUGAAUAAUUUUGGAAAUCUGUAGAUGUCUUUAAACAUUCUUUGACGUUUACAUUUGCACUGCAGAUCUAAAAGAUGCUUCUCUUUACAUUUUGUGAAGAAUGAUCAAUGAUCGUAGUAGCAAUUACUUUCAGCGGGCAUGUCAUUAAGAACUUGGUUUCUGUAGUUGGUACCAGAAAAAAAUGAUGUGAAUUGGAUUUUAUUUAGAAGGUUCCCUUGCAGCCUGAACAACCAUAAUUUUCAGCAUUGUCCAAGUCUUGACAUGAAUUAAAAAAAUAAGUAAGUAAUAUGGAGACUAUCUUACCUUCCUCUCUUCUUACCUUUUUUUUCUGCUUAACUUCUUGUUUCAUUCUAUCCUUCAACACUUCCGUGUUUAUGUAAAUCUGUUUUUUUUUACCCCUGUAUUCUAAGUCCUCCUUUUCUUUCCUUUUUCCCUUCACUCUUCCAUCUCUUUUGUACUUCCUUCAUUUUCUGUGAUCUUCCCUCUGCCUGUCUUCCUUCCUUCCCUUUUCCUUUCUUCCUAACUGAGGCUCAGUUUCCAUGGCCUUCUGACUAUUUCCUCUUAUGUUUAAAUCCAAAUACUCAACAGCAAAGAAAAGAUACAGCUCUAAGGGGUUACAGAAGGAAAUGAACAAAAUUUUGCGGUAAAUCCUUUGAACAUUAAGCCACUACACUCAGGAAUCAUUUCAUCCCUAUUAAACUGGUAACAACAACAACCAAACAACCAAACUGGUACCAACAACAACCAGAUUUGUUGUUGGUAACAACAACAAAUCUGACUCCUCUGAAAACACACCAAUGUUUUGUUGUGUUUUCACACCAAAAGGUCAACAUUUAUCAGGACCUAAACGCAUACUGAUUACUUUCCAAACUAAAUGUGACAAAUUCUGAGACAGCUGUCUAAACGCCUUUUUAAUGGCAUCACCAAAUUAAUCACAGAACUGAUGAUGUCAUGACAACAUGAACCAACAUUUGUGUUUGUUUUGUCUAUUUUUAAAGAAAAUGAUGUCCCAUCAGCUUAUCCCUGUGAUUAUGAACAUCUUUGUUAGCCUCUUUGUCAGCCAGUUUUGUCACAGCCGAUAUAAAUCAGGCUGCUUUCGGUAACAACUAGGCCAAAGGUAGUAUAACUCCAGGAAAUGCAAAGCCUAUGAGAUGGCAUGACUAAACUUUUGUAAAAAAAAAACAAAAGACAGUCUUUAACCCGCCUGGACCUCUUCAAAAGCAAAUAAUGUGUUAACGCUAAAAGUCAAGACUAAUUCGUAGUCCAGCAGUAUGUCAAGUUAUGAAAAGCCUAAAUUCUCUAAACUAAAUUCAGUUCAGGUAAGGGACUUCUUUUUUGCAAUAUAAACUAACUUUUGAAUUAAAAAUACACUCUAAAAAGAUCGGCUGCAACAUUCACCUCACUUUAGCUAACAUCUCAGCUUACAGCAGCAGAUAGUCAAUCCGUUCCAAAGGAGCCUCCAACUACUCGAUACUGAAGAGCAUAAAGUCUCAGUGCUGAAUAAAAGUCCCUAUACACUGAGCAGAAAGUGUCACCUUUUUAAAUUUAUUUAUUUUUUACAAACCCUGAUAGGUAUUUUCCUUUCGAACCUAAAUAAAAGAAAGAACCACAGACAACGUAUAUGAAUUUUAUGUAGAGCUUUUGCAAAAGGAGAACAAACCCCACCAACUUGAAAUAAUUACAUGAUUGGUUGAUUUUACUAUUUGUAACCGCUCACAGGUGACUAGCAUUGGAAUAGUCCUCUGGAUUUUCUCGAGGGUUCGACCAAUCACAAAGCUGUUGAGGUCCUUUUAUCUACCUAGCAACAGAGCCGGAUGAUUUCUGACUACUCGCUGCUUUCAAAUAAAACUGGAAAUUUUGACCCUUACCCUAAGUUGCUCUUACUCUUAAUGAUAUUUACAUUGCAAAAUAAUCCACUUAUGAAUGCAGGAUUUUAUUUCUGAUGAUCAGAAGUUCUUUACAAAGUGUCCAUUUAUUUUUAUUUCAAUAAUUUAUUAGGCCCUUUGAGAGACCUUAGAGGGUCCUGAUGGGUCGUCUGUUGUAAUGAUGUCUAUUGUGGAUUAUGAUGCACCUGCUCUGUUAUCUCAUAGAGCAGGUGCAGAAGAUGAAAAAACAAAAUCAAAACAUGGCUGAGUCAAUAUGCCAUGCUUCUCUGCAAUUUCAAAAUAAAGCCUCAAAUAUUUAUUUGUAAAGUUAAAUACUGAGUUUUAAAUGGAAGUUUUUCCAAAACCAUUUUGUUCUGAAUUAAAAAUAUGUAAUAGAUCAUCCAUAUUUCUUUUCUGUGAUUCAUCGGAGAGUGCGUAGUUGAAAGCGGGUUUGCGGGGCUCUUUGUUCCUCUGUUGCAUGUAGCACUACAUAACAAUUAAGAUCACAUUAUCACAGUAAUAUAAUUAUAUUACUUUUAGAUCUCCUUUGAAAAGCUGUAAACUGGAUUCCAUCACCACCCAUCAUCAAUGUUUGGACAUUGUGUUUUUUCAUUUAAGUUUUAAUUCUGAGCAAAAACCAUGUGAACAUUUUAUGCAAGUUGAACUGGCAGCUCUCUUUUGGGUCAAAGCCUGAAAUAUAUAUUUUUUGUGUGAGUUGAAUACUUCUUCAUUGUCACUGGGACCAGCGUGUAAAGUAUCAUGAGCUCAGUUUUAUACUACACUUUGGAAACUAAAAUCAAUAUUGAAACAAUACGUGACAUAAACUGAAGGGUUCAACUUGAUAAAACGGGGCUGUGGCAUGAGAUUAUCAAUCCAACUCCAUUAGCGAAAGAACAGCAUAAUAUGUUGUAAAUAUUUUAAAAAUUCAAAUGUCUUUAUAACAGUGGUAAGAUGCUGAAUAAAAUUCUACUGUAUUCUUGUGGGCGAUGUUUUGAUGAAUUAAGAGGCUAAACACUGAGGUAAACAGUCGGAAACACUUGAAGUAAAAAUACAGAUCAGAGACGAUGCUUGUAGUGCCGGGGAAUGGGAGCAUGUGUGUGUGUAUGUUUUUUUUUUCUUUUUCAUUCAAAUGGUUUUGGAUCAGGUGGAAAUCCUGUUGGCAUCACGUCCGAAAGAAAGGUGUGCCAAAAAUGCAGCCCAGAUAUAGCACUUUUAUUUAUGUAAAGUUGUGUACCUCACUGUGCUUAUGGGUUGUCUUAAAUGGAGCUGUUUGAGUUUAUCAGCAAGCCUGUCCAACAGAUGCUUUUGUUUACGGUUUUAUAAUGUAUAGUUCUUUCUCCUUUAUGAACAUGGAGCUUUGUUGUCCAGUGUGGUCGGUAAUUUUGCACAAAUGGGGUUUCUGUUGUGAAUGUUGUUUGUCCCAUUCAUCCUUUCUUCUUUUCAGAUACAGCGAGCUGUAGAUUGUCUGUUCAGGAUUGGAAGGCAAAUCAGGAAUUAUCUUGUUAAUUUGCAGGUACGGAGAUCAAAAAACAUCUUGUACUAUGAAUGGGAUUAAAUCUCUUAUGUGUGGUUUCUACUGAAAUUACAAAAAAAAAAAAUCUGCCAGUUUACUGAGACAUUUAGUGAGUCAGAACAAGUUUUUUGCCAAAUCAUUGUAUUUUGCCAAAUGUGUUCUAACUAUAGAUGUCUACUAGUAUAAUGGAGAGAAUAAAGAUAUGGAUAAAUGAAUAAA